Messenger RNA from Galeopterus variegatus (Sunda flying lemur), 3174 nucleotides. Its product is annotated as chromosome unknown open reading frame, human C18orf54. The record is from RefSeq and is a predicted model, not a curated record. Lineage: Eukaryota; Metazoa; Chordata; Mammalia; Dermoptera; Cynocephalidae. Bases 457 to 2049 code for a protein of 530 amino acids. The transcript has 9 exons.
UUUGAAAGCGAGCGCGGGCGUUGCGCUCGGCCGUGAUGGCUGAGGAGCUGCGAGCAAGGGGCGCCUGAGGCGGGGCCUUGUCCGUGUGGGGGAUGCUUUGCGGCGUCUCCGGUCCGGUAACAGGCCUGGGCUUUCUGUGGGGAGUUGCGGAAAUGUGCGUAUUUCUCUCUUUUCGGGUCUCAGUGGGUGAGUUAGGCCGGAAAUGAGGGCGUAUUUUCGAGGGGCGUCCCGUCCUUUGACAGCCCGAGGGAAAGGCUAAAAGGAGGUGUGGCGAGGAGGGAAGAGGAAGACGUCUCCUCAGGGAAGACGCGAGGGAGUUGAAAUUUCUUGCCAUUAAGCUUAACAUUCUAUUCUUCCACAUGAUGAAUUUUCUUUUGGAGAUUCGAACUCAAGCGUUUACGGAGGAAAUGUUGUUUUUAAGAGAAAUGAAUAGAAAUAACCCAUUUUGAGGAAGCCAUGGCAAAAUCAAACACAAAAUACAGAGUUUGUUCUCGGGAAUCUUCAGUGUCUUCUCUGCUAGCAAGCUGCAGCCUGAAUGGUAGUAAUUCCUCUAACUCUGAUGGCUCUUUUCACUAUAAGGAUAAAUUGUACAGUUCUGCAUCUCAGGCUCUACAGGCCUAUAUUGAUGAUUUUGAUCUAAGCCGAGUACAUCCUGGUGUAAGCACUGGAAAAAUUAACACUGAUGAAGGUUCCACUAAUAUGCCACAGUUCUCCAACUGUAUUUAUAAGCCAAACAAUGCUUUUGAAAAUCUUGAUUACAAAAAGCAUUCAAACUCCUUAUCCUAUAGAAGACUGACUAUUAAUGACACAGACUCCAUUAGCUUAACAACUGAUGAUCUGUUAAAACUUCCAGCCGAUGGAUCAUUUCCUUUCACUUAUAUUGGACAAGGUCACCGAACGAGCAGGAAAAACAAGAAAUGUGUUCAAAGACUGGGUCCAUUGGACAUUGAAAAGAACUCAAAAUUUCAAGAACCCUUCACUCCCAGGGGCAAGGAUAACUUGGCUACUCCUGUUGUAUACACACAUAUAAAUGGAAAGCAACGGGGUAGGCUAAAAAACCCAAAACUUAAGAAUAGGACUAAUAAAUGCAUUUCUGAAUCAUCUUUAUCUUUUCCCAAGAAAUCGUCUUUUGAGGACAAUGCAGAACACAAUCUUGAAAAGAAUUAUCCAAGAUGGCUCACUAGCCAGAAAUCUGACCUUAAUGUUUCAGGGAUAACUAGUAUACCUGAUUUCAAAUACCCAGUCUGGCUCCACAAUCAAGACUUGCUACCUGAUGCAAAUAGUCAAAGGGUUUAUGUAGAAGAUCAGUGUUCCCCUAGACAUAGUUAUCAGGCACAAAGAACUUCUCGGCUUAUGAAUAAAUUAGGUUGUUUUGAAUAUUCUUUUGAACCCUCAAACUUUUCACAUUCCUUGAGUGAUGAUAAAGGAUUAGUUAAUGAAUACAAAUGUGAUUCUGAACAUAACCAAUGUCAGUGUGAGAAUCCACUUCUCCCAGGACAAUCCAAAAAGCCAUUCAGUGGUGACAAAAUUGAAUUGCUUAUCCUGAAGGCCAAGAAAAAUCUAGAGCAGUGUACAGAAGAAUUACCAAGGUCUAUGAAAAAGGAUGAUAGUCCUUGCUCAUUAGAUAAACUUGAAGCAGAAAGAUCAUGGGAAAAUAUUCCUGUUACUUUCAAAUCUCCUGUUCCUGUUAACUCUGAUGAUAAUCCUCAACAAACUUCAAGGGCAAAGUAUGCUGAAGGAGUUCUUGAAGACUUUUUAAAUAAUGAUAAUCAGACCUGUACCCUUUCUGGAGGCAAACAUCAUGGUCCUGUUGAAGCCCUGAAACAAAUGUUAUUUAAUCUUCAAGCAGUACAAGAAAGUUUUAGUCACAAUAAAACCUCAGAGCCAAAAGAAGAGAUUAAGCAAGUUUCAGAAGGUGAUUUCUCUGAAUUACAGUUGAAGGAAAGUAUGAUUCCUAUUACUAGGUCACUUCAAAAGGCUUUGCACCAUUUAUCUCGCCUGAGAGACCUGGUCGAUGAUACCAGUGGGAAACAGUCACCGAAAAUAUGAAGAGGAAAAUAAAACUGUCACCAAAAUAAAUAGUCACCACAAAACAAACAUGUAUUUUUUUUCUAUUACUUAAACUGACAAUGUAAUUAUAAGCCAUACAUUAUUCUGUGAUUAGUUCAAGUAUUACAUAUUUCUAAAAAACUGAACUUGAAAAUAUCCAUAGGUUUCAUGACCUAUCCUCAUUUUAUGCCAAAAUGCUAGAAUGCGAACUGGAAAGAUCCACAGUAAAGUCUUACUUUGGUCCUCAGGCCUGCAAAUGUCUAAUUUUCAAAGAUGGAUGAUUUCCGUUUUUAAAGCUUGCCUGGACUUACCCUCUUCAGCAUCCUCAUUAUUUUGUUGUCUGGUUCUGUAUCAUUAAGAAUGCCUCAUUUCUGUCUAAAGUCUCUUAAGUUAAAUAGACUUUUUUUGACACAGUUAGCACUUAUUAUUAAGUAGCUGAAAGGAACAUCAAAAUUGUUAUGAUGUAUCUUCUUAUCCAUAUGGAAGUCUGUUGCUUUUAAGUUUUCAUAAAUGAAAUAUUAAAGAUAUUUUGUAUUUUCAAAUGGCAUCGAUUUAAUAGUGGGUGAUGCAGAAGUGUUUUUAUUUUGUGACAUCCAAGAGAACCUCCUCAUUUAGUUAAUGUUUGAUUCUGUUUAAGAUAAUCUUGAUAAUACUUGACAGUUUACAAAACAUUUUGCGGGGGAGAUAUUUGAGAAGUUAGUAUUUUGAUAAAAGAUUAUUUCUUAGAUUUUAGUUUUGGUGUUAGCUCAAGCUACUGAAAAUUGUGACUCUGUGGCCAAUUGCUUUAUGAAAUUUGAUAACUAAACCUAAAGAAGAUGAAUAUGGAUAAUCAGAGAGCAACUCUGUAUUUUAAAGCUAUUUUGUUAAGAGUUGAACUUUCUUUAAAGCAAUCUGUAGUCUUCAAAGUUUGUCUCUGGAUGAAACUGAACAGAGCUCUGUAAUUUUGUAAUUUCUACCAAGCAAGUAUUAUUAUUAAUAUUUCUAAUAAGCAGGAAGAAUCUUUACAAACAAAACUAAAAAUCAAGUCAUAAAACAUAACUAAUACAGCAUAAUAAAAAAACGAUGAAAUUCAAGAACAUCUGUGUGUAUAUACAAAUACUAUAAAUUAACACUAUCCAAAUGGUA